UGGAUUGUCUGUUGCUGUGGCCCAGAGCUGAUUUCUUUUUCUUUCCUUCAUAAAGACUCUGGGAGCUGAUUGUGACUUCACCGUUGACAUCACAAUGUGGCCAUCAUCCUGCUGUCAAUUACUGCUGUCAAUUAUGCACCACGGCUCUGUGUCAGGAUUUUUCUUCAAGCCGGAGCUCAUGCUGCUUUCCCUUUUCCCUUAGCUCAUCCCUUGAAUGUCAACCCCUCUCAUCUCUCACUUAUUAUCUUUCUGACCCUAGGACAGAUUGGGAAGAUGGAGGCUUACAUGUCGCGUGUUUUCCUGCUCUUGGGUUCCUGUCAAUCGUCUCUCUCUCUCUCUCUCUCUCUCUCUCUCUCUCUCUCUCUCUCUCUCUCUCUCUCUCUCUCUCUCUCUCUCUCNCACACACACACACACACACACACACACACACACACACACACACACACACACACACACACAGAAGUCGACGAAACAGUCCGGCACAGUCAUGCUUUUUUCGAGUGUAUAGCGGAUAUGACAACACACAAACACACAGCAAAGAUGACAACACAUGCACACACACACACGCGCAGACAUGCUUUACUUCUCUGCGUUGCAUGUGAGGUGCUGGUGUGGACUGAGAUCUUGUCAAUAGGUAAGUUACUGGCACACACACACACACACAUACACACGGACACACACAAGCGCACGGACACCCCCACACACACAUGCUUCACUUUCCUGCAUUGCAUGUGAGGUGUUCGUGUGGACUGAGAUUUUGUCAAUAGGCAAAUUACUGACAACGGUCGACCACCAUGACCACAAAAGCCUUGAUUAGCUGGUCUUGAAUCCUCGUCUGAGCAUUGGUCCAUUCUUUGUUUGCCACAUGGUUCUUAUUGUGCCAUGAAGCUCAUUGUGGAAAGACCUAUCUGUAGUGUAGUAAGUGUCGCCGUUCUGACAGUACACUUUCUAGGGUAGUUUUCAGUGGUGAACAGUAACUCAUCCAUGCCAUCCAUGGCAUUGCUGUUGUGGCUGGGAAACAUAGGCAGCUUGUGUUGUCAAACCCUCUGGUAGACUGGUAGCCCUUUUUUAGAAAUGUUGCUACCCCUUUGCGAAGACUGAAGAUGUUGCAAGCUUUAAUCUGGCAUUCCAGAUUUUCGUGUGUAAAUGUAUGGAAUCUGUGGAUGAUGGUGCAAUUGUGAAUUUGCUAUUGGAGGUCCAGGGUAGUCGUCCUCUUGGCAGGAUUGUCUUCCAUUCAUUCAAGCGUUACUGGAUCAACUGACAACUUGAUAGACGUAUAGUUUAUGCUUCAGCAUAAAAAUCUUGUUUGCAAGGAGUGAUACUGUGGUCAAGCUUAUGAAGCGAUAGGCGGCGGUUCGGCAUAUGGCAGGGCUCAGAAUAGGUGAUCUUUUUGUCCCUGUUCAGAUUGUGAGUGGUGUGGGAAACCUACCUACCUGUUUGGCGUUAGGGUUCAGGUGUUGUGCUCCUGAUAUUGAUGGGGCAUUCAUGAAUGGAAAGCUGCAGGACAAAGAACUGCUGCAUGCAUUGUUGCGAGGGCGGUACGAACAUAGGGCAAAGCCAGAGGUGAAGGUAUAUUGCCGACCCGAUAUUUGUGGCUUAGGCACUGUGCUCCCGGUGUAAAUGGGUUCUGCGCUUCUACGAUGGCCCUACGGGUGGAGCAACCGUUGAGGGAUAGAGACAGGACAAUGAAUGGCAUACUUAUGGUUGAGAGUCUCAUCAUGGCAAGAUGUGAAAAUGAUGGGGUUGAAGGUAUAACAGACCUGGAGGUGAGGUAGCAUGCCUUCCACAUUCAUACAUGGACAUUGGUGACAGCCAUGCAUCAUGAAUAUACAACGACCUUUCGGAGGACUCCAGGCAAGCAAGGGAUUUCCCCUGUGGCAUAGCAGGAGGAUGACGUUCAGAGAAUGAACAUAUUGGCGGUAGAGAUGCUGAGGGAAUUUGUUCAACAUGACCAUCCAAGUUUGAAGGUCUCCCAUCCAUCGCACGGUGCUCUCACACUUUAGGACUCAGUCCUGGGGGACUCAUUGCACAGUGCAGUCACAGUCCCAAAAUGUCCAAUUGGUCAAUGUGGAGGAUAAGUAACAGCAAUGUGAACUCAAUGUGCGAGGCGGUACUAUCACAGUGAAGACAUCGAGUACAUGGCAUGUGAUCAGUUGGAUGCUUACCUCCUGCCCGGGGCUCUCAUAGCGUGAGUCUGUGUCAUCAACCAGGACUCCCAGGAAGUGACUUGGUGGGAGGAACAGGUGCGCCAAAGUGGAUGCUGGUUGAAAAGCGGAAUGCCGCCAGGAAGAGAGGAGCUGGUGUUGAGAUGUUAAGAACCCCUAUCAGUGAGACAGGACUUGCAUCUGAAAGAGUUUUGGAACCAAGGAACAGGAGAAACAUCACCAGCAAAAGGGAGUUGCACGAAGCAAGAGCAGGAUGUGAACAACAGCAACAGAAGCAGUAGAGGGAAGAGGAGCAGGAGCGCGGAGAGGGACCAAGGAUCAGCAGCAGGACAUGUUGCUGCAGCAUGAGCCAGUAGUGCAGGCUCAGUAUGAAGGAAUAUUUAGCGAAGAGUAGCGUGCAAAGAUGCUUGCUUCUGUAGUUAUCAAACUUCAAAAACUUGUGGUACUGGAAAGUGAAAUUGGACAUCAAAGUCUAUGAAAUAAGAAUCCGACCUGUUUGGUGCCAACUUAGAAUGUUGGACGUGUUACACCAAGUCCAUCAGUGAACAGCUCCUCAUGUAUGGCGAGUGGUGACUGAUUUGCCUUCCCGU
Messenger RNA from Chara braunii, 2755 nucleotides. The record is from the annotation of a GenBank genome assembly. Lineage: Eukaryota; Viridiplantae; Streptophyta; Charophyceae; Charales; Characeae.